AUGCAGCGCUCCCGGGCGGCCGCGGACGAGGCGGCCCUGCUCCUGGCCGGGCUGGCCCUGCGGGAGCUGGAGGCGGGCGGCGACUCUCCGGGCCGGGCUCGGCGGGGGCUGCGGCCUGGGCCCGGCGAGGAGGCGGCGCCGGCGCUGGGCCGCAGAGGGAAGGGCGGCGGCGCCCCCGAGGCCGCGGCGGACGGACUGAGCCGCGGGGAGCGCGGCUCGCGGCGCGCGGGGGCCCCCGAGCUCGGCGCGCAGCCGGCCGGCAGCCCGCGCGCCAGCCUGGCGGGCUCCGACGGCGGCGGCGGCGGCGGCAGCGCCCGCUCCAGCGGCAUCAGCCUGGGCUACGACCAGCGCCACGGCAGCCCGCGCCCCGGCCGCUCGGACCCGCGCCCCGGCCCCGGGCCGCCGUCGGCGGGCAGCGCCCGCUCCAGCGUGUCCAGCCUCGGCUCCCGCGGCUCGGCCGGCGCCUACGCCGACCUGCUUGCGGCCGGCGCCGGCCCCGCGCCCGCCCGCUCCCCGGAGCCCGCCGGGCCCGCGCCCUUCGCUCUGCCCUCGCUGCAGCUCGCCGCGGGCCGGGAGGGCGGCCCGAGCGCGGCCGAGCGGCGGCUGGAGGCGCUCACCCGAGAGCUGGAGCGGGCGCUGGAGGCGCGCACUGCGCGGGACUAUUUCGGCAUCUGCAUCAAGUGUGGGCUUGGCAUCUAUGGAGCGAGGCAGGCCUGCCAGGCGAUGGGGAGCCUGUAUCACACCGACUGCUUCACCUGCGACUCCUGUGGGAGACGGCUCCGUGGGAAGGCGUUCUACAACGUGGGCGAGAAAGUGUACUGCCAGGAGGACUUCCUGUACUCCGGGUUCCAGCAGACGGCUGACAAGUGUAGCGUGUGUGGACACCUCAUCAUGGAGAUGAUCCUGCAGGCCCUCGGCAAAUCCUACCACCCGGGCUGCUUCCGGUGCUCCGUGUGCAAUGAGUGCCUGGACGGGGUGCCCUUCACUGUGGACGUGGAGAACAACAUCUACUGUGUCAGAGACUAUCACACGGUUUUUGCACCAAAAUGUGCCUCCUGUGCCCGUCCUAUCCUCCCUGCACAGGGCUGCGAGACGACCAUCCGUGUCGUGUCCAUGGACAGAGACUACCACGUGGAAUGUUACCACUGUGAGGACUGCGGGCUGCAGCUGAGCGGGGAGGACGGACGCCGCUGCUACCCCCUGGCGGGCCAUCUGCUCUGCCGCCGCUGCCACCUGCGGCGCCUGCGGCCGGGCCCGCUGCCCUCGCCCACAGUGCACGUCACCGAGCUCUGAGCAGGAGCCGACCCCACCGCGUGGGUGUGGGUGCGGGGGACGGCCGCACGGGUGGCCCAGGUCAGUGUCAGGCGGGCUUCCACCGCGCCCCCACCCCGCACUCGGCACCGAGCUGCUGUCCGCGGGGGCCGGACCCCCGCGUUGAAGCUACUUCUAUUUAUUCACCGUCUGUGCCUCCUCAAGCCGUUUCCGGGCCCUGCUGCCUCCCACCCGCCCAGCACUGGCUUUCCGUUCCCGGACCCCCUUCUCCCCGGCCCACAGCCUCGGGACAGG
Molecule: messenger RNA, 1566 nt
Organism: Lemur catta (Ring-tailed lemur)
Lineage: Eukaryota; Metazoa; Chordata; Mammalia; Primates; Lemuridae
Gene: WTIP
Product: WT1 interacting protein
Exons: 8
Coding region: 1-1293 (430 amino acids)
Biological process (GO): positive regulation of miRNA-mediated gene silencing; negative regulation of hippo signaling; cytoskeleton organization
Cellular component (GO): transcription regulator complex; nucleus; adherens junction
Molecular function (GO): transcription corepressor activity
Source: RefSeq, a predicted model, not a curated record